AUGCCGACUGAUUCUUCAUCCAGUGGUGCAGUUCAAGGAGGAACUACAAUGGUGGAUUCUCAUCAUCCUCUCUUUCUGCAAUCGUGUGAUACUCCAGGUAGUUCUCUGGUCUCUAUUCAACUGUCUAGAUCUGAGAAUUAUUCAUUAUGGAGUAGAUCUAUGAAGAUAGGUCUUCUAGGUAAAGGGAAAAUAGGAUUUAUUAAUGGAAAAUGUAGUAAGGAUAAAUUCAAUGCAUCUCUACAUGAUCUAUGGGAAAAAUGUAAUGCCAUAGUGCUAUCAUGGAUAAUGAUCUCUGUAAGUAGGGAAUUAUUGAGUGAAAUAGUCUAUGCUAGCAGUGCUCAACAAGUAUGGACUGAUUUAAGAGAGAGAUUUGACAAAGUUGAUGGCUCUAGAAUCUUCUAUCUGCAUAAGGAGAUUGUCACACUGUAA
Molecule: messenger RNA, 429 nt
Organism: Solanum verrucosum
Lineage: Eukaryota; Viridiplantae; Streptophyta; Magnoliopsida; Solanales; Solanaceae
Exons: 1
Coding region: 1-429 (142 amino acids)
Source: RefSeq, a predicted model, not a curated record